This is a messenger RNA of Gregarina niphandrodes, 564 nucleotides long. Its product is annotated as putative transmembrane protein. Bases 1 to 564 code for a protein of 187 amino acids. The record is from RefSeq and is a predicted model, not a curated record. The transcript has a single exon. NCBI's taxonomy places the organism in Eukaryota, Apicomplexa, Conoidasida, Eugregarinorida, Gregarinidae.
AUGCACCAUUGUCUACCGACUAAUCAAAUCAAUCUGACGAUCAUCGGAUCAUUGUUUGGAGCGGCCUGUGCUCUGGUAACCAUUCCGGCCAGCUUCUUGAUCUGCGGCUGUCUCGACGUCCUCUGUUAUGGCGACCGGAUGCGUGACGUGAUGCCGUGCCGCAACGGCAACUUCGAGUCACCACGCUGGAAAAUCUCCAAACCUGAACACCACAAUAAAUGGCACAGACCCAAGUCGGGGGCUGCCGCCUGCACGGAAACUGCCGCCGCCAUGUCGGAAACGGCCGCCGCCAAGUCGGAAACGGCCGCCGCCAAGUCGGAAACGGCCGCCUGGACGGAAACGGACAAGCCCCAGGUAGCCGCGGCCGCCAAAACGGAAGAAGCGGCGACGACCGGCAGCGUCACGCCGACCGAGCGUGCGAUGCCACCCAAAGUCUUUGUCGCGGCCUCCGCGAAAGAUCCGCCCUACGUGGGUGCCUCCCCGCAUGCCGUCGCCUCGCCAGUCGAUGACAGCCUCUCCCCCGUUUCCUCGGCGCGGAGGAAACCAGAGGUCAUUGCCAUAUAG